This is a messenger RNA of Cucurbita pepo subsp. pepo (vegetable marrow), 1324 nucleotides long. Its product is annotated as GDSL esterase/lipase WDL1. Gene Ontology annotation, molecular function: hydrolase activity, acting on ester bonds. NCBI's taxonomy places the organism in Eukaryota, Viridiplantae, Streptophyta, Magnoliopsida, Cucurbitales, Cucurbitaceae. The record is from RefSeq and is a predicted model, not a curated record.
UGAAAUCGGUGGGAGGUAAGAUAUGGCGGAGCGCAACAAGAUGAGCGGUUUAUAAAAUGUGUGAAAUGAAUGUUGUGGAGCAGCUGCAACCCAUUUUCAAAUUUCAUUUUCAAUUUGAUCCGUCUUCUCUCUCUCUCGUAGUCGUCGCCUUAACUUUCUCCGGGUAAGAGGGAGUAGAAUCGGCGUUUCCUCCUCUGUUUCUUCUUUUUCCUUUCCUCUUUUUGGAUGUUUCCGUUCGAUUGAGUGACAACCGACAUGGUAGGACCUUCCAGACCUCAGUUUGUUCUUUUUGGAUCUUCCAUUACUCAGUUCAGCUUCUCCAAUGGCGGUUGGGGUGCUACUCUCGCCGAUGUUUAUGCCCGCAAAGCUGAUAUUCUUCUCCGAGGGUACUUAAGUUGGAACUCUCGGCGUGCCAUACAGGUUCUUGAUCAGAUUUUUCCAAAGGAUGCUGCUGUACAGCCUUCUUUGGUAAUAGUUUAUUUUGGUGGUAAUGAUUCAAUGGGUCCCCAUGCUUCGGGCCUUGGCCCUCAUGUACCACUUCCUGAAUACGUCGAUAACAUGAGAAAAAUUGCUACUCAUAUCCAGAGCCUUUCAGAUGAAACACGCCUUAUCUUUCUAACCUGCCCGCCUGUGAACGAAACCAAAGUUCGUGAAUCUCACAGCAAGUUUCUGAGUGAACUGGUGAGAACAAAUGAAUUGUGCAAAGCAUAUUCUCAAGCUUGUAUAAAACUGUGCCAAGAAAUGGAUAUAAAAGUGGUUGAUCUUUUUACUGCCAUCCAGCAACGAGACGAUUGGAUGAACGUUUGCUUCACAGAUGGGAUUCAUUUGUCAGCUGAAGGAAGCAAAGUAGUAGUGGAAGAGGUUAUGAAAAUCCUCAAGGAAGCUGAAUGGAAGCCAUCUCUAUUCUGGAAGUCCCUUCCGACAGAAUUUGCAGAAGACUCGCCUUACGAUCUCGUUACAGCCGAUGGCACGAAAACCCUCAACGGGUCCGAUUGGGUCAUUCACCGAGACACUAUGUGGGACUAGUUUUGUCAUCAACAUCCAUUUCAUUGCCGCCCAUUGCAGCUGUCUUACAGAAAUCACUUGCUCAGCUCAGCAAUGGCAGGCAUGCAAGAACUCCAUUGAAGAACGAAGGAAUUUUGAAGUGUGCAGUACUUAAAUCUUUCAUUGUUGCAAUAACAAGCAGCAGAAAAUUUUGAUCUAUGUGAAACCAGAAAUUAGGAAUAAGAUCUUCAUAAACUUGUUAGAAACCUAUUUUUACGCAUAUUAGCUCUCCAUUAUAUGAAAUUUAUUUGCCGACUAUGACAUUAUAAUCCAAAAAAAA